CAUUUUCCGGGCCCAACGCCGUAAUGGUCAAAAUGCUUUGUAUGAAGCUUUGGACGUUGCUCGACGUGCGAAUGAAAGGAGACGUAUUAGAAGUUUGGAGCAAGAAAUUAAGGAGUUGAAGGAUAUUAUUGAGGAGAAGCAAAGUAAGAUUGUGAAGAAUGUAGCGAAUAGUUGGCAGUUGGAGGAAAAACAUAGAUGGCUAUUGGUUGCAAGAAAUAGGUUAAAAGCAUGGUUGGAGAAUGCAGAGGAGGAGCUUCGUAUUGAGAGGACAAGAAGGAUUGAUUUAGAGCAAAGGAGGAGGGUUGAAUUAGAGAGAGCAGUAGAGGAGAUGUAUGUGGAUGCAGAGGAGGA
Messenger RNA from Racocetra fulgida, 351 nucleotides. The record is from the annotation of a GenBank genome assembly. NCBI's taxonomy places the organism in Eukaryota, Fungi, Glomeromycota, Glomeromycetes, Diversisporales, Gigasporaceae.